Trichoderma virens Gv29-8 is the source of this 390-nucleotide messenger RNA. RefSeq lists its product as uncharacterized. The record is from RefSeq and is a predicted model, not a curated record. The transcript has 3 exons. NCBI's taxonomy places the organism in Eukaryota, Fungi, Ascomycota, Sordariomycetes, Hypocreales, Hypocreaceae. Gene Ontology annotation, cellular component: cytosol; mitochondrion. Gene Ontology annotation, molecular function: deaminase activity. Bases 1 to 390 code for a protein of 129 amino acids.
AUGCCUUCGCCACAGCCCGUUCAAACAGACGCAGCACCAGCACCUAUUUCUCUCUUCUCGCAGGCUCAAGUCUACAAUGGCCUCGUCUAUUGUUCUGGAAACAUUGGCAUCGACCCAAAGACAGGCAAGCUCAUUGAAGGCACGGUGACAGACCGCACUGAACAAACAAUUCGCAAUAUAUCUGCCCUCUUGGAGGCUGCCAAUUCAUCUCUCAAGCGAAUCAUUAAAGUCAAUGUCUACUUGACGACUAUGGAUAACUUUGGCCCAAUGAAUGAGGGUUACGCAAAGUUUUUUUCGGCUCCUUUCCCCGCCAGGACUUGCGUCAGCGUCGCAGGUCUGCCCAUGGGCUCAGACGUCGAGAUUGAGUGCGUUGCGGCAUUGAACGAAUAG